CGCCCUCUGGCUCCCCGGGCCCGACGCCGUGUACCCGGUGCGGGUGCCGCCGGCCCUCAUGGCGGCCCCCGGGACCGCGGGGGGCUCUGUCCUGAAAGAUGUAGUGGCAUAUGUUGAAGUAUGGUCAGCCACUGGCACAGAAAAUUAUUCAAAGACGUUUACAAACCAGCUUGCGGAGAUGGGGGCAAAGGUUUCAAAAACUUUUAACAAACAAGUAACUCACGUUGUCUUCAAAGAUGGAUACCAGAGCACUUGGGACAAAGCACAGAAGAGAGGCGUGAAGCUCGUGUCAGUGCUCUGGGUUGAAAAAUGCAGGACAGCUGGAGUACACAUUGACGAAUCACUGUUCCCUGCGGCUAAUACUAAUGAACACUUACCAAGCCUAAUUAAAAAAAAACGAAGGUGUAUGCAGCCCAAAGAUUUUAUUCCUAAAACACCAAAAAAUGAUAAGAGACUUCAAAAGAAAUUUGAGAAAAUGGCUCAGGAGCUGCAAAAGCAAAAAACAACUCUAGAUAAUGGUGUACCUGUUCUCUUAUUUGAGUCUGAUGGUUCGUUGAUGUAUAGUCCCACAAUUAAAAUGUACAGUGGUCACCACAUCGGAAUGGAGAAGAGAUUACAGGAGAUGAAGGAGAAAAGGGAAAAUCUUUCCCCUGCCUCUUCUCAGAUGAUUGAAAAUUCUCAGGAUAACCCAGUUAACUCCACGCGUGAAGAGUCUUUGACCAUUUCACAUGAUACUUUGUAUUCAGAUGAAUCCUUUGCUGGUGGUCUACACUCAUCUUUUGAUGAUCUUUGUGGAAACUCAGGAUGUGGGAAUCAGGAAAGGAAAGUGGGAGGAUUUGUUGAUGAAAUCAAAGGUGAUAUGUGUGUUUCGUCACCUGUAUUGAAAACAAGUAGUAUUCAUUUAUCAGCAUCUCCCGGUUACCUCAGUCAAUUAACGCCACAGAAAUCCAUGAGUAACUUUUCAAAGGAAGAAAUAAAUUGGCAGAGAGAUCGUGUGGGUGAAGUAGUCACUCCUGACACAAAGCAUUCUGAAAGAAUAUCUAAGGAGAUGUUUGAUAUGAAGCGUAGUUUGUCUCCUGAGUUAUCUGCAACAAAAGGCCACCCUGUGGGACAUUCACGACCCAAGAGUUCCUCAGCAAAGAGAAAAAUAACAUCAGAGAACUUGCCUUCACCUCCAAAAGAAAAGCUAAAGAGAAAGAGGUGUAGCGGGAAAGCCGCUGUGCCAAAACUGCAGCUGUUUAAGUCAGAACACAGCCUACAGUUUAGGACGAGAUCUGUUCCCGAGACUGCUGACUGCGGGGAGUCCUCUUACGAUGAUUAUUUUUCACCUGUUAAUCUUAAGGAAAGGAAUUCAGAGAACCUUCUUCCUGGAUGUCAGUCAUCAUCAAGCCCUGCCCAGUUCAACUGCAGAAGGAAUCUUUCUAAGAGGGAGAGAACAACCAUCUUAGAAAUGUCGGAUUUUUCCUGCAUUGGUAAAAAUGGCGGAUCAGUUGGCAUUACCAAUUUAACAACAGAAACCAGCCCCCGUCUUCAGAGACCUACAAAUGACAAAGGAAACACAACAUUGGGUUGCGUGGCUUUUAAGGAAGUGUCUGCUACUGAGGAAACUCCAGGGUUUUGUGGACAGGCUGCCCUUCAGACAAAAGAAGACGUGAGCGCAGAUGGAAAAAGUCUCUCUUCCUGCACCGUUGAACUCACUCUUCAGAAAGCACAUGUAGCAAAAGAGCAUCAUGGUGAUUCAACUCCUUUGAAAGGCAGCAAUAAAGAAAUGAAGGAAUUAAGUGACGUAAAAACCAGGCAGAAGGAAGAUACUACUUCUAAAAUGUUGAAUUCCUCUGAAGGUGAAACACAAAGUGAUUAUAAGCUAAAUUUUGUAGAUGAUUGUAAUGUGGACAAAUCUACAGAAGAAAGAGAAAACUUACCCAGAGAAUGUAGUGAAAGUGUUAAAAAUGGACCAACAAGGCGUGACAUUUUAGAUGGCUCAUGCGAAGGCUUUAAGGACCUCAUCAGACCUCAUGAGGAAUCAAAGAAAAGAGGGAAAGGCCAAAAGCCAACAAGAACAUUAGUCAUGACAAGCAUGCCAUCUGAAAAGCAGAACGUCAUCAUCCAGGUUGUGAGUAAAUUGAAGGGCUUUUCAUUAGCCCCGGAAGUGUGUGAAACUACCACUCACGUGCUUGCCGGGAAGCCUCUGCGGACCCUGAAUGUGCUACUGGGAAUUGCGCGUGGCUGCUGGAUUCUCUCUUACGAGUGGGUACUGUGGUCUUUGGAAUUGGGUCACUGGAUUUCUGAGGAACCGUUUGAACUUGCUAACUACUUCCCUGCAGCUCCUAUUCGAUCACUCAGCACAAGGUCUGUGCCUCUGAAAACUACCUGUUGCUGCAGUGACGGUGUCGUGUCACUCAACACGUGGCUGCUGCAGACAGCUCACAAAGUUGUCUUUGGACAGUCAAGUGAGAAACAAAACUGUGAGGAGAAGGAACUGACAUAAAAAGGAAGCCUUUCUAUAUCAUCACGUUUGCCCUGUGGGUGUUGUGGGUUUCGUAUAAAGAAGCUCCUUUGUGUGACUUUUGGAUGUCUGAAUGUGUGUUUCAGAGAAGCCCUGACCAGCCCUACUGCCUUUUCUAGACAAUGCAGUCUUUGUAUCUUAGUAACGAUCAUAAUUAAAAGGUCACAGAACCUUUGUCAUUGAAGCACCAUACUGUGAAAUAAAGAGUAGGAAUUAAUUUAAAUUGUUUUAUUGCUGAGAACAAUCGAAGAACCCCCUAAGUCUCUUGGUUAGACUCGAAGAUCUUUAUUAACGUAUCAUAUACUAGACAUGAAGGAUACUGAUCAACUAUUGGGGUUACUUUUUACGUACCUGAGAUUCUUAAGGAACUUAAUGAGGAAGGUGUGGCGAGCACAAUUACUGGUAAUUAGUGCCAUUAGAGCAGCCCUACUUCUGGAAGCUUAGUUUAUGGUGAGGAGAGCAUCGCCAGCAGGAGAUCACGGCCUCCAUUGGCCUCCAUGAUGCCUGCUGUCCUGGAGAGGAAAUUGGCAGUGGGGCUGAAUCAUACACACGCUGACUGGUCACCUUCUACAGGAGAGAAACGCUGAAUCCCAUCAAGGUUGAAGGUGCCACUAAGGCUCCCUCAUGAUACUGUUCCCUCUCCACGUUGUUCCACUCUUGCUCCUCUCAGCUGUUAUUCCUACCUCAACAAAUAUAAUGGGUCAACUUCUAGAAUACCUUCAAAAAAGGAGGUAACAAUGCACAUGGAAUUAAUGAAGGGUUUUCUCUUAGUUUUAAUAUAGUGUAUUAUAAGACUCAUGCCCCAGCAACAGUUGAAUCUCAGUACAACUCAGCAGGCCUAAGUCUAUUCCUUCCAUGUUGGAAACCCUGUUUCACUAUAUCCACUAGCAUCCUGGGCUUGACUACUUUGAAGCUCAGGUACUUUGGCAGAGCUCCCACAACACCAAAAACUCCUGAGGAGGCUGACAGAAAUUGUGCUGACUCCUGUUGGGGACAAGCCACAAAGAACUUGCCAUCCCCACCACCCCCGCAUUGGCCAUAGAGUGCCAUCCAUGCUGUCUGCCCACCCAGGCCUACAUCCUCAGUGCUAAGUUCUGGUUCCUGAUGCUGGCCUGCCAGUGGCCAGUCAGGAUUCUCUUCCUAAAUGCCAUCGUUUUAUAAGGACACUGAUUUGUGCCAGGCAUUACACUAAGCAUUUUAUAUGUGGUACCUCAUUUAAUCCUCCCAACAAUCCUAAAAGUUAGUUACUACGGGUCUGCAAUCCCUUACCCAAAACACGUAGGGCUAAAAGUCCCUCAGAAUUCUGAUUUUUUUUUAAAUUUUGAAAGGUAUGUGGCUCUCACCAUUUCUAUUGAAUAUUGUAUUGAAGAUUCUACCCAGAGAAGGCACGAAAAAGGAAUUAAAGGCAUACAGAUUGGAAAUGAAGACGUAAAACUAUUCUCAGAUCACAUGAUACUAUGUGUAGAAAAUUAUAAAGAAUCAAAGAAUAAGCAAGUUUAGUAAGAUUACAGGAUACAAAAUAAAUAUACGAAACUAACUGAAUUGUAU
Diceros bicornis minor is the source of this 4054-nucleotide messenger RNA. RefSeq names its product microcephalin 1 (gene MCPH1). The coding region runs from base 59 to 2488 and encodes 809 amino acids. The transcript has 13 exons. Gene Ontology annotation, biological process: mitotic cell cycle; cerebral cortex development. The record is from RefSeq and is a predicted model, not a curated record. NCBI's taxonomy places the organism in Eukaryota, Metazoa, Chordata, Mammalia, Perissodactyla, Rhinocerotidae.